AAAAUAGAUUUAUGCUGCACUAUUCUGUUUCACAACAUACACCAAAAAUGACCAUUAAGCGGCGGCGGCCGCGUUUUUCUCCGGCUGUAUUCCGGUGCCGGAGUCUUCUUCCCCAUCACUCGAAAUCCCAAACUUUCAAUCUUUACACUUCAUACUCUUCUCAAGUUUCUUCACAAAAUGAAAAACAAGCCUCUAUUAUCACCAAAACCCCAGAUACUAAAACUAAAUUAUCUCAUAUAUUUUCUCAACCCAUAUCAAGAUAUGAACUUUUAAGCCCUGCCCAUGUCACUAAAGUUCUGUUAACUCAUAGAAAUGACCCUGGUUCUGCUUUACAUUACUUCAAAUGGGCUGAAAAGAAGUUUAAUAUGGUUAUUAGUACUGACCCUUAUCUUGUUUUGCUCCAUAUAUUGGCAGGUUCUGAGGAUUAUUAUCGGGUUAUUCGGAACAUGCUUAAUCGAAUGGUUUCGGAUUGUUUAAGUGGCAUUGGUCCAAAUUUGGUUGAUCAGCUGAUUGAUUGUGCAAAAAGGUUUGAUCUUGAAGUGAAUUAUGUUGUGUUUAAUUAUUUGUUGAAUGGUUUUGUUAGGGCUGGUAGAUUUAUCGAUGCAAUUGAGUGUUUUGGUAGGAUUGUUGAAUGCGAGAUUAGUUUGAGUGUUUGGUGUAUCAAUUUUCUUAUGAGUAGGCUUGUUAGGAAUAAUUUGAUUGAAGAAGCUAAAGAUUUGUAUGCGGGAUUGGUUGUUAGAGGGACGUAUGAUUGUGCGACAGUAGAUGUGAUUAUGCGUGCGUGUAUGAAAGAAGAGAGGUUUGAUGAGGCAGAAAAAUAUUUUAGGCAAGCGAAGGGCAGUGGUGUUAAACUUGAUGUGUCGGUUUAUUGUGGUGCUAUUUAUGCUGUUUGUAAGGUACCGGAUGCUGAUUAUGCAUAUGAGUUGUUGAAGGAAAUGAAGGGUUUGGGAUGGAGCCCUGCAGAGGGAACUUAUACGUGUGUGGUUGGAGCGUAUAUGAAUCAGAAAAAUAUGGUUGCUGCGUUAAAGGUUAGGGAUGAGAUGGUUGCUGAUGGAAUUCCGAUGAAUUUGAUAGUUGCAACAAGCUUGAUGAAGGGAUAUUAUUUGGAGGGUGAUUUGGGUAAGGCGUUAGGCUUGUUUGAGGAAAUUGAAAGAGAUGGUCCGGCUCCAGAUAAGUACACUUACUCUGUUCUAAUUCAGGGCUGCUGUAGGCAUGGAAAUAUGCACAAGGCGAAGGAGCUGUACAACCGAAUGAAACUCUCGGGUAUAGAACCAGAUGCCUACCAUGUUAAUUAUUUGAUAAGAGGGUUUCUAGAAGCUGAACUGUGGGAAGAGGCACUCGUACAGUUUCAUGAUGCAGUUGAGUGUGGUGUCUAUAAUGUCUUUAUGUACAAUGUUCUUAUGUCCUCAUUGGGUAAAGCGGGAAAUAUGAGUGAAGCUUGCAAUAUAUUGGAUGACAUGUUAAGUAAGGGGCUGGUACCAAACGUGGUUUCCUACAAUAGCCUGAUACUUGGUUACUGCAGACAAGGGAAUAUGGACUCAGCAUCAAAUUUGUUUGCUGAUAUGCAAGAAAAAGGUCCGAAGCCUAAUGUAAUUACAUACAGUAUACUGAUUGACGGCCAUUUCAGAAAAGGGGGGACAGAAGACGCUAUGAAGUAUUUUAACCAAUUGUUGUCUCAAGGACUCACCCCUACAAAUUAUACAUACAAUAUUCUUCUAAAUGGUUUGUGCAAAGCUCGCCGAACAUCUGAGGCUAGAGAUAGACUUAAGAAGUUGUUGGAAGAUGGCUUUAUUCCUGACUGCAUGGUGUACAAUAGCAUAAUAUAUGGUUUUGUCAAGGAAAAUGCCAUCAAUUCUGCAUUGGCUGUCUAUACUGAAAUGUGCGAAAGUGGCAUUUGUCCUAAUGUUAUUACUUACACUACAUUAAUUGAUGGGCUUCUCAAAAGCAACAACUAUGAUCUGGCUAUCAAACUGAAGAACGAUAUGAGAAACAAGGGCCUAAAACUGGAUAUAACUGCAUAUGGUGUCUUCAUAGAUGGAUAUUGCAAACGUCGAGACAUGGAAAGUGCACGGGAACUUUGUGAUGAACUUUAUGCAGUCGGGUUAUCCCCCAACACAGUUGUUUAUAAUAGUAUGAUUAGUGGCUUCAAAAGUUUAAGUGAUAUGGAUACUGCCCUUAUGUUAUAUAAUAAAAUGAUUCAAGAUGGAAUUCAGUGCGACUUGGCAACAUACACAACUUUGAUUGAUGGGUUACUAAAGGUAGGAAAAUUACUCGAGGCUACAAAUCUCUACACACGGAUGCUUGCUGAUGGUAUCAAGCCAGAUGUCAUUGUUUACAGUGUUCUUGUAAGUGGUCUUUGUAAUAAAGGGCAAGUUGAAAACGCAAGAAAGAUUGUGAAAGAAAUGGAGAGUAAGAACGCAGUUCCAAAUGUUCUCAUUUACAAUUCAAUAAUUGCUGGAUACUUCAGGGAGGGGAAUUUUGUGGAGGGAUUUAAAUUGCAUGAUGAGAUGAUUGAGAAAGGUGUUACACCUGAUGACACGACUUACGAUAUUCUUGUGAGUAGAAAAGCUAGCGGAAAUAGUUCACCAAUCAGUGCUACAUUCUUUAACCUGUAAGUGAUUGGUGAGAAACAGAACGCAGAUAAAAAAAAGUUCAGUACAAAGCAUCUCACAUGUAUAUGCAGCCUACUGACUUUCUGGAGAACGAAAUACCAACAUUUAGUCACUAAACUUCAUAACACCUCUCCUCAAGACUGUCUCUUUAGAAACCUUGUCUAUUGUGAUUCUUACACAUCUGGAAGGUGUCGGGGGUCAUCAUCACUGUGAACUCACAGAACUUUGUCCAUUGUGCUAGCAGUUCUGACAAUCCAGCUCUACCAUUCAGCGUCAGUGAACUCCUUUGGUAUACAACUACCUCAUUGUGCAAAAGCAAAGCGUUUACUCAGUCUUAUUUUGAAAAAGACCAAGGUAAAUGGUUACAAGCCUCUCCUGGGGUGUCUAUGAACACAAAUGUAUUUUCAUCAGGUUAGCGGAAUCUACAACUCAUGAAGCGUAUAAGAGACACCAAGAUAUGCUUAGUUAGGUCAUAUGUUUUUAGAGAGAUGUAUAUAGAGAGGUUUACAUAGAUAAUGUACAAAUUUUUUACCCCACACGUGCUAAAAUUUUUAUGGAUCAUUAUGUAUAUAACUACAUAUGUGGUA
Molecule: messenger RNA, 3199 nt
Organism: Daucus carota subsp. sativus
Lineage: Eukaryota; Viridiplantae; Streptophyta; Magnoliopsida; Apiales; Apiaceae
Product: pentatricopeptide repeat-containing protein At3g54980, mitochondrial
Exons: 1
Coding region: 12-2615 (867 amino acids)
Molecular function (GO): protein binding
Source: RefSeq, a predicted model, not a curated record